AUGGAGGGACGUCACGGGAAAUGGGUGAAUGUGGAUUACACAAAUCGAAUACUGGAAGAGUCCAUUGCUUUACCUUCUUCGAUGCCGCAUGAAGCUGAAUCUGAGAAUCUCGUAGCUUCAGUUAACAGUGACUAUUCACGUGGUAUACCGUCUUCUAGUCGUGAACCUCUCGAAUCGAAUACUAUCCAAGUGACGGUAAAUGAACCGGUAAAACAAGGGGAAGGAAUGAAUGCGUACAUUUCGUACAAAAUCAGUACAAUCACGACACGGGUACAAUUUGCAAAAAGUUCGUUUUCCGUCGUGAGACGGUACAGUGAUUUUAUCUGGAUUCAUGGACAUUUGACGGCGAAAUAUCCGGGAAUUGUGGUACCUCCUUUACCGGAAAAAUUACUGGUUGGAAGAUUUUCACCGGAAUUUAUUGAAAAUCGACGUCGAGCGUUGCAAUUAUUUCUUCAACGGUGUUGUGUUCAUCCAGAAUUGCAACAUUGUGAACAUUUGACGACGUUUUUAGAAGCAAGUGAAGAUCAAUUGCAACUAUUUCGAAAAGAUCCGCGUCAUGCAGCACCUACUGCACAACGGGGUGUUCUUUUUCAAUGGCUGGAUGAUACCGUAAACACGAUUUCAUCGACUUUACUUGCUUCUAGUACAAAUUUAACCAAGACACCAGCAGAUAUUGAAGUGGAUGAAAUGAUGGCAUACAUUGAAGGAUUAGAACCUAUUAUGACAGGAUUGCACAAACAUGCUCAUGGCUUGACGAAACGAGCUAGAGAAAUUGCUGAUGGACUUUUUGAGUUUGGGGUCUCAUUUACGUUAUUAGGCAAAUCGGAAGAAAACGUGUCGUUGCAGGAAGGAUUGAGUCAUAUUGGUCAGUGCGCGGACCAGCUCUCCAUUUUAGCAGCUGAACAUGCUGAGCGGGAGGCACUGCACUUUGAGGAACCAAUUUUUGACUAUAUUCGGCUCGUUGGGGCAGUGAAGGCUGCAUUACAAAAACGGAACGAAGUGAGAUGUGCUUAUGGCGCCGCGGUUGCUGAUGUUGAAACAAAGGAAGCUGUGUUGGAAAAAAUACGGAAGCAGUCUCGAGGACGUUGUACCGAAGACAAGGUUGCGUUGGCAGAGAGUGAAGUACGCACAGCACAACAGAAUAUGGAAGAUGCAAAACUUGAGGACGAUAUUGUCACGGAGCGUGUGCUGCGUGAGGUCGAACGUUUCAAGCGUGAAAAGCUGGCAGAUUUCAAGCACAUUAUUCUGGAUUACAUUCAAAUGCAGAUUGAGUACAGCAAAAAAGUGGAAAGUGAGUGGCAAAAGGUCAUCCCGAAACUUACGAUGAUCCAAGUCAAGAAUGGUGGAUCGCCGUCAACCUCGACGAGCCCAGUUUCCGAAGCCACGACGAACAGCGCUUUCCAGGAACAGGAUGAGGCAGGUACUACGUCUCUUGGACCGAUGAUACAGGAAGACUACAUUCCGUCGAAUGGAGAUUUGGCGGACAGCCUUUCGGAUCUGACACUAAUGGCAAAUGACGACGUCGGGGAGGAUCAUUUCCAGCGCUCACCGUACGGUUUCCAAUCUAUGGAGGACUCGAAUUCAGACGUGUCACUUUAA
Peronospora farinosa is the source of this 1599-nucleotide messenger RNA. The record is from the annotation of a GenBank genome assembly. Lineage: Eukaryota; Oomycota; Peronosporomycetes; Peronosporales; Peronosporaceae.